AUGGGCGUGCCGGUUUCCGAGUACUUGCCUGCCGCGCCUGAUGCAGAUGACCUCGGGCGAUAUGGCCAAGAGAAGGACUCCCUGGAGAGCGAAGGUCGGGAGAACACCCAGGAGUAUGCCGUUGCGCUAACGAACUGGGCUGCCUGUUUGGGCGCCCAGGGGGACGAGGAGGCGGCGCUUGCGGCCUACACAGCCGCAAGGAUAGCUCACGAGGCUGUGGGUUCAACAGACACGCCGUCUUACGCGGACGCCGUGGUCAACAUAGGCGACCACUUUAAUGACCUCGGGCGCCAUGACGAGGCCAUGGAGCUUUUCGCAAAGGCACGCGAAAUAUACCAGUCCCUUUCUUGGGAGAACACACUGAACAACGCCGUAGUGCUGCACAACAUGGGCCUCUGUGCCUACAAGCAAGGAAAGCCUAGAGAGGCGCUGUCCUUCUACCACGAAGCACAGGGAGCCUAUGAGUCCAUUGUGCUUGGUGCCGAGGCGCCGCAGUACGAAGAGCUGCUUCAAGACAUGGAGCAGGCAGAGCAAGCCGAGUUGAAGCUGACACCCGCGCGUCUGAACUUCGGUGACAUGGAUUAG
Molecule: messenger RNA, 585 nt
Organism: Symbiodinium pilosum
Lineage: Eukaryota; Dinophyceae; Suessiales; Symbiodiniaceae
Source: the annotation of a GenBank genome assembly